AUGCCAGGCUAUCCUCAGGGAACCGCUGCUGAAGUGUUGGGUAACACCGGACGCCUAUACAAUCUGGCAAUGGUGGGGUCGACGCUUCCGUUUCAUAGCGAAGAAGCUACAAAGCUAGAAGUUCCAGCCAUACUUCGAGAAAGGGAAAAAAACGUAAAGAGCACGAUUUUGGGUGAGCUCUGCGAUGUGGCACUAAUCGCGGGUGGGGGUGAAGGGACUGCGAUUUCGCUGAAUGCCAUGGCGCGAAGGAAGGGCACCUACGUUAUUCCGGUUCCGGGUACCUAUGCCGCAGGCGCCGUAAGUGAGGCGAUCAUCAGCGAAAACUUAAAGCCGCAAUGGGCUCCCGCGCAAUUGUGGGCAAAUCUCGGUCGCGCGCAGGCUUCUGUUGAAGCCGUGGCGAACCUCGUGGUUGCAGUCCCUAAGGUAUCACCGUAUGAUCCAUUUUUUAGAAGUGUUGUGCCGCUGUGAGUUCCACAGAAAUAGUACAGCUUGUUCUUGUUUUAUGAUUUUUUGCAUCUAGUAAUAGUGUCUGAUUAGGGUAGAAGGUAUCAAAGGAAGUGUAUGAGUUUUUUGUUUGUGUUUUAUUGAAUAUUUUAUUCGAGAAUCCACGACUUCAUCUCGUCACGAACGAACUACAAGCACUAAAUAAGUAGUGGUGCUUACUUUUGUUUUCUCGAGCUCGACCUUGACUACUUAGAGUAAAUAUGUAUGAAGCCUCCAGCGACUCCUUUAGCCGAGGCAACCCAUCCGAUCCUACCCCAUCUCAUUGUUCGUAACAUGUACAUGCUUACUGUUAUUGUUAAAAUACACAACCACUGAGAUUGCUGCUCGAGAUGUGCGCAAGCAAAUGCACUUCUCUGUGAAAACAACGGUUUGCCUGGUUGGUGGCGCUGCCAGCGAGGCUGCGGGGAAAUUCGCGACGAAGCUUGUCGACAACUUUCCUGCUGAUGGAGCAAUCGCAUUUGUGUCGGGUGGGAUCUCUGGAGACGCAGCGGAAGAGGCUUUCCACAAAGCUUUCUUGACCGCAAAUCCUGCAGGUCGGACGUACUAUCUGCAAACACAGGGCAAGGCCCCGGCCUCGGAUGAUAAGUCACUGGAUCUGACAAGCAAGCUUGGUCCCGCUUUUGGAGCACUGGAGGAAGACAAAGUGUCACGAGAGGAGAAAGACAUCAAAAGUGCAAUCCUCGGAGAGCUUUGCGAUGUGAUGUUGGUUGCAGGUGGUGGGCCAGGCGCGAUCAUGUCGGUCAAAGCAGCUGAACGAAGAAGCGCUCCAGUCAUUCCGCUGCCUGGAACAGCAGGGAACGGUGGCUACAGUGACCAACUCAUCGCGAAGGGAGAGAAGCCGCAGUGGGCCCCUGCAGCGUUGUGGGAAAAUGGCAAACAAAGCGUCGAAGGCGCAGUUGCUCUUGUGAUGAACACCCCACAGGUAGAGGGCUUUGAUUUCGUGAUUCUUUGAUAAGAGUACUAUAGGCGCGCACGAGGAUGAGACCAGCCUAGAUCUGGAGUAUGGCUCCUUGGGUCCUCUCUGCUGCUUGCAUGAGAUCUUUAGGAAACGUCGCUUUUGAGUAAUUUUCAAUUGAUGGACUGCGACUGACUCUUGAUGGUCAAUGCCGUUGUGGGGAUGAUGUGCUUAGGCUGUCGCAGUCGCUCCCUGUGUUUCUUACAACCAGUAUAGAACUGUCCUCAAGCGCCUGGGCGAAUCGAUCCCCUCUAUGUGGGCCUCUCUCAAGGGGGCCCGGGGCUUUCUGAAGUACGCCUGGUGGCAUCCUUAUAUAGGUGUGGGGGCUUCCCUGAGAAGCAACUUGACGGCUCUGCUUAUAAAGAUAAUGCCACGCACAAAGCGUCCCGACUUUUGGAUCAAUGCUCGAGCCUGUCUCGAACUUUUGGCACUAUAAGUAAGGGUCAACGAUUGUAGGGGCCUCAGGGUCGACUCCGCUAGCUUCCUCUGCCACAGUAGCCACGCCAGGCAGCCACACCAGCCAGCCUCGCCUGCCACGGCGAGGUGCCACGGCCUUAGCCUGGCAGGGUGAGCUACUGUAGUCUGCCACAGCCAGCUGGCCCAGCCGCAUUUCGCUAGCUUUGCCCCAGCUGAAAAACUCCCAGGAAUUUUGUACCGGGUAACGGCUAUCCAGCCACAUUAAUUUGUGGGAGGGUUCGUCUAGUAUCUGGUCAGCGUGUGUCGCGCGAUUUCUAGGCCGCCGGCGCCCUCUGCGCAGGCUCUCGGAUCUGGUAUCCAGAUAGCACUAGAGACGCCGUGUGCACGUGUACUUACUUUCUACUGUCUCCUCCUUCAAAAAGAAGUAGCCCAGACACAUUCUAGUAGCUGUCCUGUCGUCCAAAUAUUCAGAUGUUGGCUCACACAUUGCGUGGAAAUGGGCAACCUUUCGAGGGGAAAACAGUUCUCUGUAUGCUGGGAGCCUCAAAGGAAAGUCCAGAAGGGGAAGAAUCUUCUAUUUUGACCAAAAUGGGAGCUGCGGCUAAAACUGUAGCCUCCACUACUCAAGGUAUGGUCAUGAUUGUAACAGGGGGCCUUGCGGACGAUGGGGUGACACUGGCUGUUGGAAAGGCAUUCCCGAACGACGAUGCCAACUACAAAGGCCUUGUGUCGCUGAAGUCUAUCGAAGAGAAACUCGGGAUCACAGACGCGGAAAAAGGUAAACAGGACGAAAAAGACAUCAAAAGCGCAUUUCUCGGACAGGUCUGUGAUGUGGCUCUUGUUUACAAGGGUGGUCAGGGUGUUUGGAUCACACUCGAAGCAUUUGGUCGCCGGGGGGGUGUCCCAGUUAUUCCGAUGGUGGGGUCCGGUGGCGCUGCUAAUGUUUUGGCAGAGAGACCGCAUCCGGAUUGGGCUCCAGAGGAGCUGUGGAAAACAGAGAAGAAUGAGGAGAAGCUUCUCAAUGGAGCGCCGCCGGUACCAAGCAAAAAUAUUACUCAACUAUGAUAGCCAUAGCCUUGUGUUUCUUCUAGUUCGAGCACCAGUUGUAAGCCUUUUUGUUGCAGUGAAGUAAGUAGAAGAUGCAGAUAUUUAACGUUACUUAGCCUUAUGAAGCUGGGUAAUUCCACCCGCUCCACGUGGGCUGGGUAUCUCUUCAUCAUCAAGAAUGGGAGCCGAAGCCGCUUACUACCAUGGCUUUCUCCUACGAGGAUGGUUCCGCAUGUAUCAUAUCCACACUUCUCAAACAAAGAUGAGGCGCUGUGGGCCUUCUUGGAACAAGAACAAGUUUAGCACUCAACAUUCUACUGUUCCGUAGAUGGAGAUCUUGUUAAGUGGGCGGACUGUUACAUUCUGCCUAGAAGACCUGAAUCCCUCGACUUCUGGUCUGUCGUGGCGUCCUUUGUCUAUGGCAAGGGAAACCGCGACAGAGCAAGAUGGAGCGACGGAUCUGGUAUGUUUUUCGUAGGUAAUCGAAAACUCAAAAUAACCGAGUUGCUGACUGAAAUAAGGAGGGGAGCUUCACAUCAAGGCUCCUCUUCCUUCUCGUCAGUAUCUCGGAUAUUCUGAUCAGCUAUCGAAUAGAUCGGUCGGCCCUGGGGAUGUGCGUGUUUGCUUUGGGGUGGAGGUUCUAAAUGUUGAUAUUCGUCGUGAUCGUGACGGGGAUGAGACGCACUUCCAAAGUGCGAUCUUGCGUUUUUAGGGAAGGCUCAACUCUACAUCCGUCCGUCCGCAGCUUCUCCUUCAUCUCGUGAUAGCUACUUGCCUUGCUCGGUUGCGACACGCUGCUAAAGUGCCGCGUGCUCCUUUCUUCUCUUGUACUUAAUGAUUUUACGUUUUUAGUAUUAUUCGUUCCAUGAAGAUGAGCCUGACAAGGUUGGCAGCACUGGAGGGCACGGACGGUAAGAAAGGUUUUUGUGUUUCUUGUGCCAUGAGUUGUCUGUGACGUAUUUGUUGUAUGAGUCACCCUAGCUGAUGGUUGAUCUGUACUGGUAAGUCUACUACCGCAUUGGCAUUUUCGAUUACGUUUUCGUGACGUUGUUUCGUGUGUGGAGGGGUUGUAGCUAUGAUGUGCAUUGUCUUUGUCGUCCUUGUCAAGGACUCCUUGAUAAUAAAGUCAUGUUGGCCCUCGACUCGUCGAGCGGGACUGUCUGAGAAGAUGGCAUCAUUGUGCUAGAUGUUGUUUGAGUUCUCACGCCCUAUUUUUACUAUGUCUAGCUAGAUUAGAUUAGAUGAAAAAGAAUAAGAAUAUAGAAUCUCAUGUCGAUACAACUACCACAUCCUCGUGAUCGUGUCGCAGCUGCGACAAAUGUUCCUUGGAAGUCGUUCUUUGAUCUUGGGACCUACGUUCGAUUCCUUCUUUUCUAGCUAUUCUUCCUCAUCUAUACUUGGUUCUAGAAGACAACGCCUCCUAGUAUAAUUUUUGAUCAUGUUUUCGAUUUUCACCUGCUCAGAUCUACGCGCACACCAUACGAAGCAAGAUGGGCGCUACAGAUAAGACGAUCGUUUGCAUGGCAGGAUCAGAAACCGGUUUCCCCGUGGUCGAAACGCGGGAGAGCGUUUUGGCGUCUUUCGUGCAAGGUCUUAGAAGUACAGAAGGUCAUGAUCAAAAAUGUGCCUAUCUGACUGGUGGAAUGAGCGGAUUUCCUUCAGAGCCGUUCGCGAAGGCUUUGCCAGGUUCUUUUGCUUUGGCGCCGCAGACGGCGAAUCUUCAAGCUGCGCCGAGCGAGCAGGCUGUAAAUGCGAUCACCCUCCCCGAGGGCUUCAAACCGGAAGGGACGGGAAACGCCAAGGAGCUUCAACAGGAGAAAGAUAUCAAGAGCGCGUAUCUUGGAGCAGUGUGUGAUGUGGUGGUGGCCGCUGGUGGCGGAAAGGGUACCGUGAUAACCAAGGAGGCAAUGGAAAUGCGGGGGAAGGCAGUGAUCGAACUCACGCCGGGAAUGACAGAAGAUAAGGCCAGACAGCUAGGAGGUGGACUUGCUGAGCCAACACAGCCAGCAGAAACCUAA
Amoebophrya sp. A25 is the source of this 4941-nucleotide messenger RNA. NCBI's taxonomy places the organism in Eukaryota, Dinophyceae, Syndiniales, Amoebophryaceae. The record is from the annotation of a GenBank genome assembly.